CCAUGUCCUACCACUGCUCCCCGAGGAACGGCUCGGCCCGGCCCCUGGCGGGAGCCUGCCCCGUGCCGGGCGUGCCGGGGGCCCCGGGCUCCACGCACGACGUGGACUGCCUGAGCGGCAUCUGCCUGCCCAGCUCCUUCCAGACGGGCUCCUGGCUGCUGGACCACUGCGCCCAGGAGCCGGGCUGCGAGCCCCCCGCCUGCCCCCCGGCCUCCCGCGUCGCCAGCCCCGGGCGGGCGGCCUGCUCGCGACAGACCGCCUGCGUGGCCAGCCCCUGCUCCGCCGCCUGCAGCCGGCCGCUCACCUUCGUGUCCAGCAGCUGCAAGCCCGCAGGCAGCCCUGCUGUGUGCCCGCCGGGCGGCGCCCCCCGGACCUACAAGCGGCCCUGCGUGUCCAGCUGCCGGAGGACCUGCUGA
Molecule: messenger RNA, 416 nt
Organism: Eptesicus fuscus (big brown bat)
Lineage: Eukaryota; Metazoa; Chordata; Mammalia; Chiroptera; Vespertilionidae
Product: keratin-associated protein 11-1
Exons: 1
Coding region: 3-416 (137 amino acids)
Cellular component (GO): keratin filament
Molecular function (GO): structural molecule activity
Source: RefSeq, a predicted model, not a curated record